AAAGUAAAAGUAGGCAUGCAGAAACAAAACCAGUUUCUGAUAAAUUUGAUAUUAGUAAGUUAAGGCCAUUGUUUGGGAGCAGAACAGGAAAAAGCCGGCAGUGUCACUGUAUUUAUAGAGGUGUCAGGACCGAGUGUCUCCACUCACUUGGAAAGACACUCUGGGCAGCGGACAACUUGCAAUAACGCAGAACAACUUACGCAGCAAUGGCUUUGGUUCUGCUCCACUGUAGGGAAAACAACAAGGCUCACAACACUGAUGAGAUCUCUGUGGACAGACUCAUAGUGAGGAGGGGGAAGCCCUUUCUCCUGACUCUCCAAAUGAAAACAGCUGACAUGUCAGCUCUCGACAAGCUGGAGUUCACUGUACAAACAGGUCUUCAGGCUUCUGAGGCUUUGAGGACCAAGGCGAUGUUCAGGAUCUCUCCUGCGGGGCUGGCGAAUAAUUUGUGGAAUGCCAGCAUCCAGGAGAAGACUGUCUCCUCUGUGACGCUGUCUGUCAGCAGCCCAGCCGAAGCCUGUAUCGGGGAGUAUUCUCUGAGAAUAAAGACUGCCUCUUCCUUCACUUGUGAUAACAAGUUUAUCCUGCUGUUUAAUCCUUGGUGUUCAGAUGAUUCAGUAUACAUACCCCAGGAGAGCGACAGACGGGAAUAUGUGAUGAAUGAACACGGUCUGCUGUACAUAGGAUCUAGCGAUUACAUCUUCCCCAAGACAUGGACCUUUGGACAGUUUGAACAGGACAUUGUGGACAUUUGCCUGAAACUCAUGGACAGGAACCUCAAGUGCUUGAGAAACAAGGAGGAGGACUUCUCUGCUCGAUGCAGCCCCAUCUACGUCAGCAGAGUGCUCUGUGCAAUGAUUAAUGCCCAAGAUGAUGGAGGGGUUUUACAUGGCAAAUGGUGUGGUGACUUCUCUGAUGGCACAUCACCAACAUCCUGGAACAACAGUGUGCAAAUCCUAAGGAAGUGGGCCAGGAACUACAACUCUGUGAAGUAUGGUCAGUGCUGGGUGUUUGCAGCGGUCCUGUGCACAGUUCUGAGGUGCGUGGGAAUCCCCUCUCGAGUGGUCACCAAUUUCCAGUCAGCCCACGACACGGACGGUAAUCUUGUCGUUGAUCAAUACCGCACAGAGAGAGGCCAUAUUCCUGAAAAAGAAGAAGACAGUAUAUGGAACUUCCAUGUGUGGGUGGAGGCCUGGAUGAGGCGCCCUGACCUUUCUGGAGAUUUCUAUGAUGGUUGGCAGGUGGUGGACCCCACACCCCAAGAAACAAGCAAUGGACUGUACUGCUGUGGACCAGCCCCAGUCAAAGCUGUGCUGGAAGGUCAUGUAGACGUCAAAUACGACGUUCCUUUUGUCUUUGCUGAAGUCAACGCUGAUAUUGUCACCUGGAUGAUUUUAUCCAACGGCUCUAAAAUAAUGCUUAAUUCAGACACAUGUGAAGUGGGGCAGAACAUAAGCACUAAAAUGGUUGGGAUGGACAAGAGAUCAGACAUCACAGCCAGCUACAAAUACACAGAGGGUACACAGAAGGAGAGGCAGGUGUACAAAGAAGCUGUGAAGAGAGGGACCAAGCCUUUGAGUAAUACGCCAAAUUCACCUCCUGGGUCUCGUAACCUACAGCUGAAGUUAGUAGAGGUUAGCAAGUCAAUCAACGGCAAGGACAUCAGCCAUAGUCUUGUUCUGAAAAACAGCACCCAGGCAUCCAAGAAGCUCCAAAUCCACGUGCUUGCUCAGGUCAUGCUCUACAAUGGUGUGCCUGGGGCAAUUAUCUGGACCAAAGAGCCAGAGACACUGCUACUUUCAAGCAAAGAGAUGAGCAUUCCCAUUCAGAUCGCCUACCCAUGUUACGCUACUCUCCUGGGGAGGAACACCAUCAGAGUGAGCGCUGUCGUCACAGAUCUGGAUAACGCUGGGGUCAGCUACUAUACAGAGAAAGACAUUGUACCAGAAAACCCCAAACUCAUCAUCACUACGAAGGGGAUGGCCUACCCGGGCUCCGAAAUGACAGCAGAGGUGGUGUUUGACAACCCCGUCUCCAUGGUACUGACAGACUGUGAGCUCACCGUUAGCGGCUCUGGAUUACUGGUGGACGUGCACGAGACCAACCUGCCUUCCAUCAAACCCAAUGGUCAGAUUCGAGUGCUAGUGCCCUUCAUGCCAUACAGAGCCGGUGCCAGGCAGCUGCAGGCCAACUUCAACUGCAACUUGUUCACGGACAUCAACACGAGCAUCACUGUUGACGUGAAACCUGCCAACCAAGCGUUUUCAAUUUAGCUCACAGUAGACUCAAACGUCAAGAACUGGUUAGAGCAAGUCGCCUACCAACUUGUGAUGCGCAUAUCAGAAACAAAUGUACUUUUUUCUCUUGUGGAUGAAGGGGUCCAAGGGGGCCGGGGAGAGGCACAUUCUUGGAUUGCUGUCAGUGUUUUAGGCCUCAGGCAUGAAAAAUGUGUAUGUAUGUGUCUUGUGCUGACCCAGAAACUGCUGAAACUGCCUGUUUGUGAAAAAAAUUGGAACCUCCUCUGCUAAAAGAACGGGACGUACUAUGUAGGCUGUUCAGUGCUGCAGAGAAAGCUAAUGGGAAAGCAGUCAGAAGUAUCAAAUGGAGACAAACAAGCUUAUGUUCUUAUGUGUUUGCAAUAUUUACAUAUAUUGAGGAUAAUAUGGUCUAAUGAAUAUGUUGUAAUGAAGCAGAUUAAUGCACCAAAUAUAUGGUGAGAUACGGGUAGUUUGAAGCAUUUCCUUUGUACGGGGAUUCAGUUCCAUGGAACAGGGAUACUCUUUCUUUCCUGUCAAUUCCAAGAUACCCGGUCUUCAUAAAAGACAUUUUUUCUUACUCAAGUCGUGUCAGGUAUAUGUAUGGUGCCGAACAGAAUUUAGAGAAAAGAAUGUGAGUCUAGGUAAUUUACUUCCACACUCUACAAAGAAGCAAAACCUACAAACUCCAUUGAUGAAAGGGACUGGAUAAUUCCUCUGUCAGAUUCACUGAUGUGUUAUUGCUUUACAAAAAGAUUAAAUAUGAGACACUUUGUGUAAUGACAAAUGAUGGUUGCCUUUUGUGUACUACAAAAUGAAAAGACACGUUUUUUUUAUAUAUUAGUGCUGUCAAACGAUUAAAAAUUUUACUCAGAUUAA
Messenger RNA from Paramormyrops kingsleyae, 3134 nucleotides. Its product is annotated as protein-glutamine gamma-glutamyltransferase 5-like. The record is from RefSeq and is a predicted model, not a curated record. NCBI's taxonomy places the organism in Eukaryota, Metazoa, Chordata, Actinopteri, Osteoglossiformes, Mormyridae. Gene Ontology annotation, biological process: peptide cross-linking. Gene Ontology annotation, cellular component: mitochondrion. Gene Ontology annotation, molecular function: protein-glutamine gamma-glutamyltransferase activity.